This is a messenger RNA of Symbiodinium natans, 8571 nucleotides long. The record is from the annotation of a GenBank genome assembly. Lineage: Eukaryota; Dinophyceae; Suessiales; Symbiodiniaceae.
AUGCUCCAGAUGGUUCUGGAGCCAGCAGGGAUAGCCCCGGAUUGGGUCGUCACACCGAUUGAUGCGAGAGCGGCCGUUGGUGUUGUCUGCACUUUCCUUACCCCGCGCCUGGCUACGGGCUUUGCACACGCCUAUGCUGCAGGACAAGCCUGUCCUGCCCUGCCCGAGUCCUUCCAUAGGCUCGUUGCUAGGGGACAAUGGAUUCUGCGACGCACGGAUGGCGCAUGUGCCAGACCUUUCGUUGCCCCUGUCUUGGACGACGAUGCCACACUGGUUGUCGACACUCGGUGCUUCGGCGGACACUCGUCCUCCCUCAGCUCUCCCCCAGGCACCAUUGGCCAUAGCUCCUAUAGCAGCACCUCAACCUCCUCUGUCACGGAUGAACUUGGGAGGAUUGUACCCUUUCACACCCUGUACAGAGAAGACGAGCACGCGACUGAAAUGCAUGUUGUCUUCUAUGCUGAAGGCAUGCGGCCAUGGAGACAUUCCUUUGCGCGCACGGCAACAUCCCCCGACCUUGCGCGUCAUGCUGCAGUAAGGAUGCAGGGUGCCACAGGCCAAAACGCGUGGCGCAUCGCUUUCCUGCCGCGCCAGCCGGCCGUCAGAGACGCACACUUGCACGUCAUGGUACUGCCGGUUGGGGAUCUUGGAGAUACUCUGCCUUUCCUCCUCGACUCCAGAAGGGUCUUCGGGGGCAAGCUUUGUAAUAUACAGCUUCUACGCACACGGCCAGGCCAACACAACGACCCACAUGGCUUUGCAAAUGCCGCCGAACAGGCUCUCUUGCAUGCUGGCCUGGCGGAAGUCUCCUUUGCAUUCCACGUGUCAGCACACCGACCGGCUGCCGUUGUUGUCCCGGCAUGGGAAGGCCUACCAGCCUGUGUCUUAGAAGAUUCGGUGCACAUCAUCCUGCAAUUCCCAGGACUGAGGCAAGCCAUCCUGCGGGAUGCCCAAACGAGACUCGGCAUCCCUACCGGCACUGCGACUGGCACCUUUGUCGAGGUCACACUCGCAGAAAGUGUCGAGCUGCCGGCCCUCCUUCACAGGCUGACACAGAAGGCUGCUCAGCAACAGUGCCUACCCCCGGGGCACUCGAUUGCCGUCUCCCCAUGCCAGCCUGAAGCUAGGGCAUCAAAUAGGGAAAUUUUGUUUCACUUGGUUCCACCGCAGGUUGAUAAGGAGCACUGCUAUGUAUGGGUUGACUUGCGCCCGUCGGCGGAGCUCUCGUAUCUCCGCAGCGCCACCCUUGCAGAGCCCAACAGUGUCUCUAUCAGAAGGCUCAAUGUGCGUUCCCUCUAUCUCAAUGCCCACCGCUGGGAUGAGCCCCGGGCUUUGCGGCACGGCGACUUACACCCGACAUUCGGCCUCCGGACCAGCAACAUCAACUUGGACCCUGCAGACGCCGAAGAGCUUGACAUCGACUCGGCCUUCAUGUGGGACGAGGCGAUCAGUGCAAGACUGCGGGCCUUUGGUUUUUCCCCUGCCUGCUGCCUUUUUACGGUUGUUGGGCCUGGUUUCGCCUUUACUGCAUCGGUUGGACGCUUUCGUCCCACCUUACUGCAGGUGACCGACUGGCUUGAGACAUGGCUAGGUGGUAAUUUUCCCUCCUUAAGGGUUUAUGAUGCGGGAGUGCAACAUAACGGCAGGUGGGUCUUUGUCGCCACCCCGGGCUUCAUGGACCCCCAAAGAGAAUACGUGCUAGUCACAGCGGACACCCCUGCACUUGCCGCUUACCUACUCCCUCACGGGACAACCUCGGCGACGGUAUCCUGUCUCAUCCCUUCUCCGCAACUGCAACGCAGCACACCUGUGCCCGGAUCUGCGUACCAUGCGGACUUCUGGCCUUCCUGUGCCUUCGCAGAAUCUGAGUUCCUACUCCUGCGAGAGAACAGGGCCACCGCAAUCGAGGAUGCGGCCCCCAGCACGACAGGUAGAUGGCGACGACAUCGCUAUGCCACCUCAAGUGCCUCGGCAAGCAGCAUAGCACAUCAGCCAGAGGAUCCUGCUACUGCCGCGCCCACCACUACCACCACUACCGAGGCCUGCACAACACGCACUACCACUGUUGCCAUUGCCCCCCCUGGCCGCAUUGCCAUUACUGUCAUGGCAGAAGGCAUCAUGGUGAGCCGCUACCCGGCCGGCCGCGACAUUGCACACAUGGCGGAGGCCAUCAUGGAGUGCAUGAUCGAGCACAUCCACCGUGAAAGAGCACCUCACAACGGUGUGCUCCGAAUGGCACAAACCAUGCCACACCACCCCUCUGCCCCAUGGAAUGAAGCCUUGAUAGUUUGGAGCCCUCUUGACUUCAAUGUGCAUGUUGUGCUAGACCUCCGGGCGAUCGGGGGCGGUGUAAGGCAAGUCAUGACAGCACCCGAACAGGAUCCGGAGCACCUCAUCGCUGUCUACACCAGACAAGCAGGUGUCUUCCUAUGGGUAAAUGGCAUUCCAAGACGCCUUUACACUGGGGAAUACGUCUUCAUGAUGCCGAACAUUCGGCGGCAGAUAUCUGACGCCCUCGAAUCGCGUGCCAUCCAUCUUGGCUUUUGGCUUAAUCCAAGGCGAAUGGCCAUCAUUUACAACCGCGACAGAGGCGAGAUAGCCCUGUACGUCCAAAGCCGGCUGCCAGCAACUUCAGCCCAAGUGCAAGAAGCCCUCACACUCAUCGAUACGUGGACUGACGCCGAUGAGGUGGUUGACACCCGUGAGAUGGCGUUCAACACCUCGCUUUUCGUCGCCAGAGACAACUUCGAGAGGAGGAGUCGCUUUCAGUUGAUUCCCAUCCCCAAUUUCCCACAAGCACACAUGCUCUGGGAGAUCAACGACCACAACUAUGCUGAGGCUGCUAGUCUUCCCGCGCCACCACACCUGCUAGUACAAGCCGACUCCGCCCCUACACACGGUCGAGCCCUCCUCUUCCGACGAAGAUCCAGCAACGGUGCCAGCGCAAGCGCCAACGCAGGCACUAGUCUGGCGCAACUGUCGUGGAAGCGCAAAUCGGCCGCUCUGAUCCAGGCGCCAUGCGAAGCUUUGAGCCGCAAUGCCCCACCUGCAAGGGUCGCACUAUGCCGCAGAGAGUUUGCGCAAAUGGGGAUCGGGCAACACGACACGGACGACCGCCAGCAUGAUGCGCUUGCGGUCGGCCCCUUUGCAGGCUGUCGUGCCCCCAGCGCUGUCACAACUCAGCCGGCCAUGCGCAUGCCACGGCUGUUACCCCCUGACUUUGCGCUCAUCAUUGACAGCACUUACACUGCUGUCGCGCGGACGAUGGCUGCACCGGAGAUGGCGGAAGACACCGCCCGGUACACCAUCUUUGAUCCAAUACAUCAGAUCCGCAUACGCCUCCACAGAGCCGACAUGCGCCUUGAAUGGCUGGUGGCGGACAUUCUGCGCUCCACACCAGAGCAGAUACGCAGCAUACAACUCCUGGCGGACACAGUCUACGGGUUCCCGGAACCGCAACUUGUGCUUACUUUCGCGGAUUCCCCCGCGGAAGCACUUGCUGUCCCAAUAGACUGUCGAGCCUUCAGCCUUGGGGUGUGCACGGCUUACGCCACCCCAAGGCUAAGUUGGUCUGGCUUAGGCGACGCCCUUGCUGAAGUUGACAAUGCGCAUCUUGGUUGCCACGGAGCCGGAGCUGCUGUCCACAACGCCCUCCGCGCACAACGGCUCACGCUGCGCAGUGCUAGGGGGGACAUGAUGGAUCCGAUUCCGGACCUCCUGCCCUCUUUGCAAUUCAUCUUCGCAGUCUGGCGGCCGCCAACCCCCCCCAUCCCGGAUGAUGAUUCACUGCUUGCGGAUACCGACAUGGGAGAUCCGCCGCCUGCGGAAAUGGGUGAUAGCGCUGGCCUCACCCAUGCACCAGAGGCCCCUCUACAGGCGACCGUACCCCCACCAGGUAGCGACGCGAGCGCCGCCCCUUGCGGCCAACCACCUGCAAGCAAGUCCCUGCAAACCUUGCUGGCCGACUAUGAACUCCUCACCAGCCCUGGGGCCAUCCCCCUGCGCAAUGACAUUGCCAAAGUCCCUGGCAUGCCUCGCGGCCUCAGGACGCUCGGAGCUCUCGCCCCUGGACACCCUGGCCUCUGCAGGGCCUUCCAUAUCUUCACUGAUGGGUCCUUCGAUCCCGGCCCCAAGCUACACAGGGGCGGCUGGGCCUUUAACGUUUUUGUGCAGCAAGAUGACCCCAAACAGCCCCUUGCCUUUCUGGGCUAUGCAUGUGGCUCCAUGCGCCCCUGGGUUUCCUCCACCUUGGCAAUUGACUACAGCUCUUAUGAUGCAGAAGCUGUUUCAAUCCUUGCGGCUGCUGUGUGGGCCCUCUCCCUGCCAGGUGACCGACAAGUACACUUUCAUGUUGACUCACAAUCUGUACUGGGUGCUGCAAAUGGGUCAUAUCAGACAGCCAACCCUGCCGCGUGCAACACGGCUGCUUGCCUGGCUAGGCAGGCCGUGCAAAUUCUUGAGGCACAGGAGCGUGACCUGCACUGGCAUUGGGUACCAGGGCAUAAAGGGAUAGCUGGGAACGAAAUAUCAGACUCCCUCUCCAAGGCGGUCGCCCUAGGGGUCUGGCCAGACACCCCGUUGCCGCACGCCCUCUGGCAGGCUGUCACCCAUCCCUUUUUUGGGUGGCUCUGGAGGGCAUCCACUACAAAAACAGACUGUCCAUCCCUUGCCUCCCUUGAAGGGGGAAGGUAUGAGAUGCCCGACCAGGUCCCCCCUGCACUACUUUCCGAAGGCCAAGGUCCAGAGGCCCCGAAGGUCACGACCAUUGCACUGCAGACAUGUACGCUCAAUGUACAAAGCCUUCAUGAACAGAAAGAUGCACUCUGGCAUCUGCUCGGAAAAGAGCGUUUUGGCAUCGUGGGACUGCAGGAAACCAGAAUGCAGCGCGAUUAUCAGUGCAAAGGCCGGGCCUUCUUUGAAGUACAUGCCGCAGGGAAGAACGGCAACCACGGCACCUCCCUGCUUUUUGCGCAAGAUGUCCCUUAUGGAUGGCAAGGAGAUAGACCCCUCCAUAUCUUGCCGGAACACAUCUCCUGCCUACACGCCGAACCAAGCAUCCUCGUCUGUGCCGUGCACGCACCUGGCCUGCACCUUUGCUGCGUCUCGGCACAUGCGCCUCACUCUGGCAACUCACCUUCAAGCAUCCAGGCCUGGUGGCGGAGAUUGCAAGGGGUUAUCCCCAAAGAUGCCAAGGGCAGACUCCUCCUGCUCGUCGAUGCAAACGCCAGGCUGGGGUCAGUCACCUCGACCGGGAUAGAUGCCCACGCCGGCGAGGAAGAGUGCCCAGCGGGAGAAUGCUUGAGGGAGCUCGCCGACAAGUUCCAACUUUGGAUUCCAGCAACUUGCUUUGAUCGCACGGGGCGCCGGGACCCGAGUGCGUCUGAACCCACGUGGGUAUCCCCACACGGCACCUUGCACCGCGUCGACUACAUCGGUGUUCCACUGGCCUGGAACACCGGCAAUGUCACCCCGUGGGUCCACGGGGACCUUCUCCCUGCCAGGCAACAUGAGGACCACUGGGCGGCAUGUGUCAGUGUACAGUUCUUGACCCACUGCAUCGCACCCAAAAAGGGGCCCGGAGCUCUUCCAAGAGACCCCAGCAGAGCGACCGAGCAGUGCAGGCAGGCUGUUCUUGCCGCAUGGGACACUGCUCCUCCGGUCCCUUGGGAAGCCAAUGUCCAUGAACACAUGGAAUUGCUUCAGAGAACGGUUGUACAAGCAGCCCAGGCCACCCCCCCUCCACCGCUGCGCAAGAAACGACCUUUCGUUUCAGAAGAAGCAGCGGCGCUCCUCCAUGACUGCAAGCGGCUGCGGCGCUCCCUACGCGGCUUCGAUAGACUCGAGCGCCAGCUGCGCUUACGCACCAUCCUUCAUGCCUUGUCAAGAGGCCGGGCGAGGCCCCCUGUAUCCAGGGAAGGUUGGACCUUGCGCGACUUGCAGGCUAUCAAGGGUGUUUUUGUGCGCUGGCUGCAUACCGACAGAACGGCUGUCAGAACCACCAUCCAAGCGGACAAGGCCGCGUUCGCCGCUGCACGGCUGCGCUCUUUGCAAGAGGCCGGGCAAGCCGGCAACGCUAAGGCGUUCUACAAGGCCCUUGCCCCGCUUCGCCCACCCGGUAAAAAGAUCCUCAAGCCCUUUGCCCCGCUUGUCAUUACACGAGGAGAAGACAACCAAUUGCCUGACCCGAUUGCCCUCACCAAAGACAAGAGGGAGCACUUUGCAGCCCUGGAGGCUGGGGAGGAAACUACCCUGGCCGAACUGUUCAGUGGAGCACCUGAGCAGCCCGCGUCGGACUGCACUUUUGACCUGCGAGAGUUGCCGACCCUCACCCAAAUUGAGCACCUUGUUCGCUCCAUCCAGCUCGGCAAAGCACCAGGGCCAAGCUCCGUGCCUGGGUGGGUGUGGAAGUCCAAUACGACCAAGGCGGCAAGGGCUUUGCUACCGCUUUUCCUCAAAGCGCAUGUUCGCUUGACCGAACCCAUCCAGUCCAAGGCGACCGACCUCAUAAGCCUUUUUAAAGGUAAAGGUAGUGCCAGGGAUUGGUGCAACCACCGCGCCAUCUGCCUCCUGGAGGAGCCAGGUAAGCUCCUUAGGAAAGCCUCGCGGGCGGCCCUCCUCGAUGCGCUACAACCUAAGGAGCUCCACCAAGGAGGAAUGCCCGGUUCACUGCUGCCAUCUGGACACCACCUUUUGAGAACCUUCUUCGCCACAGCCAGAGCCCAGCGAUCGGCGCAUGCCGCGCUCUUCUUUGAUGUCACUUCCGCGUACUACCGCGUCGUGCGCGAGUGCUUCUUCAAGGCCCCUGACUGUGAUGAAGCUUUCCUCACCGUCCUCCGCCGUCUGGAGGUACCGGCUGAAUAUUUCCAUGAAGUUGUGUGCUGGGCACGGGGCGCGGCUCUUCUUGAACGCAUGUCCCCACAUGGGCAGCGUGUCAUUAAGACUUUUAUGUCGAACACGCACUUCAAGAUGAAAGGAGACGGGGUGUACGUCGGCACACAUGCGGGGGUGCGGCCCGGCGACACAAUCGCCGACGUCCUUUUCGCUUUUGUCCAAGCUGACCUAGUCAAGGCAAUUGAACAAGCUGCCGCACGGGAAGGCCUGCUUGAGUGCCCCGUCCGAGAGGCCGCCUCGCUUCCCCUAUCCCUCCUUUGCCCAACAUGGGCCGACGACUCAGCCAUCCUUCUGGCUGAUCGGUCGUCUGAACGGCUCCUGCAACGGGCCAGGUGCCUUUUCCAGAUUGCGCACAGGGAAAUGAUGCGACGCGCCAUGUCCCCGAACUAUAAAGCCGGCAAAACAGAGGCGGUUGUCCACCUCAGCGGCAAGGGCAAAAGGGAGCUUGCCAGGGAGCUCUUCGUCCGGCAACAAAGCAGGCUCCAUUUCACGGUGGGGCAACACACCUUUACUGUCGGGUGUGUGCCAGGUUACUCGCACCUAGGAGGGAGGGUUACGGUCAAGGGCAAUGCUAUUGCCGACUUGAGGCAAAAACUAGCAUCGGCCUUCGCAGCCGCCAGGCCCCUGGCCAGGACCGUGCUGCGGAACAAGCACUUGCCCAUCGCGCAACGGCGCCAGCUGCUGAACGGGCUCUCCCUGUCCCGGAUAACUCAUACGGCUGCAACUUGGCCCAGGCUGGGGGUUGAAGAGAGUGCCCUCUGGUCAGCGGGUUACUCGAAGCUUGUCCGACUCCUGACGAGUGAUGAUAGAUGGACGGGAGCCCCAUCGUUACCUGGCCCGCAGGAGUUAUGCCGCUAUACUGGCAUGCCCCUUCCAGACUCGUUCCUCCGUUGCGAACCGCUGCACCACUUCGCCCGCUGCCUAACGCAUCAGCAGGAGACCCUGCUUGCAAUGCUGCAAGCCGAGAGACAGGUGAGUGCUGGCACCUCGUGGCUCGAACAGCUGAGAAAGGACCUCCAGUGGCUCUCUGCCGGAGCCGAGCUCCCAGCCAUCGCCUCGCAGAACUUCCCAGAGGCCCUGCAGGCCUUCAUUUUGGAAUGCCCUACCAGGUUUCACAGACUGGUGCGCAAAGCUGCCAGCGCGGAACUACGGCAACCGCCAACGAAAGCAUCGGCAUCAAACCCCGAUGUCGUGCCCCACACCUGCCCCCUUUGCGGUGAUGCCUUUGCGUCCUUCCAAGCCCUCAGGGCGCACCGGUUCGCUGUGCAUCAUCUGCGGUCCGACGCGGCAGCCGUCGUUGACGGCACCAGCUGUCCCUGCUGCUUGACCGAAUUCUGGUCAAGGGACAGAGUCCUGAGGCAUGUCCAACACGAUCGCCCCGCUUGUCUGGAGGCCUUAUGGUCACACGGGAUGUUCGUGAACCCUUUGACACAGGUGCACGGAGAGCCGGGCCAAACCGCGCACUACCCCGCUACACGUCUCGCGGGCCCCCUUUUGCCCCUCACCACGCAGUCGCCAGCCGAUGCCGUUGACGCAGCUGUGCAACUGCUUGCAGAGGAGCCGGGCAUGUCUCACGAGGAACUCAGGCAAGCCCUGGAUGCCUUUUACUUUUCCCCUGCGGUCACUGACUGCGUCGCUUUGCUGGCCAAUGAGCCUGCCAUCGACUUGACGGGAACGUAG